This is a messenger RNA of Zymoseptoria tritici IPO323, 1719 nucleotides long. RefSeq lists its product as uncharacterized. Gene Ontology annotation, cellular component: mitochondrion. The record is from RefSeq and is a predicted model, not a curated record. NCBI's taxonomy places the organism in Eukaryota, Fungi, Ascomycota, Dothideomycetes, Mycosphaerellales, Mycosphaerellaceae. Bases 1 to 1719 code for a protein of 572 amino acids. Gene Ontology annotation, molecular function: malate dehydrogenase (decarboxylating) (NAD+) activity; NAD binding. The transcript has a single exon. Gene Ontology annotation, biological process: pyruvate metabolic process; malate metabolic process.
AUGGCCGCUCCACUCCACGCAGAAGGACCAAUACGCACACCUUACACCGGAGUCGAACUCUUAAAUACACCCUACCUAAACAAAGGUACUGCAUUUCCAGCCGACGAGCGAAGAGUACUCGGUCUCACUGCACUCCUUCCAACGUCGGUCCACACGCUCGAUCAGCAGCUCCAGCGAGCAUGGCAUCAAUACCAAAGCCGGGACAACGAUCUAGCACGCAACACAUUCCUGACAUCACUCAAAGAACAGAAUGAAGUCCUCUACUAUCGACUAGUGCUGGAUCAUCUCUCCGAAGUCUUCAGCAUCAUCUACACUCCUACCGAGGGCGAAGCUAUACAACGAUACUCCUCCCUCUUCCGACGCCCAGAAGGCAUCUUCCUCAACAUUCACGAGAUUGAUCACGUCGAUCAAGCUCUAGCCAACGGCGGUAAUCCCGAUGACAUCGACUAUAUUGUGGUCACAGACGGGGAGGAGAUUCUCGGCAUUGGAGAUCAAGGCGUAGGCGGGAUCCUCAUCUCCAUCGCCAAGCUGGUUUUGAUGACCGUAUGUGCGGGCGUUCAUCCAAACCGGACAUUGCCCGUCGUUCUUGACUGCGGUACCAACAACGAGGAACAUCUCAAUGAUCCGCUGUACCUCGGUCUCCGCGAGAAGCGGGUCAGAGGUGAACAGUACGACAAGCUCAUCGAGGCAUUUGUAUCAAGCGCACGCCGAAGGUUCCCCAAGGCAAUGCUACAUUUCGAGGACUUUGGCCUGGAUAAUGCUCGACGAAUCCUAGACCAGUAUCGAUCGGAAGUACCUUGCUUCAACGAUGAUGUUCAAGGAACGGGAUGCGUGACUCUGGCAGCGAUCACAGCCGCUUUUCACGUCAGCGGUCAAAGUCUCAAAGACAUUCGUAUGGUGAUAUUCGGAUCAGGCAGUGCGGGCAUUGGCAUCGCAGAUCAAGUGAGGAAUGCCAUCGCAGCAGAAUGCAAGAUUGACAAAGACGAGGCUGCAAAGCAGAUCUGGUUGAUUGACAAACCCGGCCUUCUUACCACGGAUGUAGACGUCUCGAGUGCGCAAAAAGGCUUCGUCAGGGAUGCGGCAGAGUGGAAGGGCAAAGACACAUCCCUUGUAGGAGUCGUCAAAGACGUCAAGCCAAACGUCCUCAUCGGCACUUCCACUGUCCCCGGAGCUUUCACGAAAGACGUUGUCCAAGAAAUGGCCUCUCACGUUGAACGACCUGUUGUUUUGCCUCUGUCGAACCCAACUCGCCUCCACGAAGCCGUCCCAAAAGACCUCCUCACUUGGACGAACGGAAAAGCCCUCGUAGCUACUGGCUCACCUUUCGACGCCGUGAAAGGGCCAUGGGGUAAAGACGGCGCGGAAGUUGAGAUCCAGCCCGCGGAAUGCAACAACAGCGUCGUCUUUCCUGGCAUCGGACUUGGUUCGAUUCUCUGCCGCACGAAGUUGAUCACGGAUGAAAUGCUCGUUGGUGCAGUGGAAGGCGUAGCGUCCAUGGCACCGGCGAGGACAGAUUCCACGGCGCCAUUAUUACCUGGUGUGGAAGAUGUGAGGGCGGUCAGUGUGCGCGUGGCGAGGAAUGUGAUCAAAGCUGCGGUCAAAGGCAAGGUGGCGACGCAGGAGGGCAUUCCGAUGGAGAGCGAUGAGGAGUUGGAUCAGUGGAUUGAAAAGCAGAUGUGGAAGGCGGAAUAUCGGCCCAUCAAGCUGGAAAAGAGGUAG